Staurois parvus is the source of this 394-nucleotide messenger RNA. NCBI's taxonomy places the organism in Eukaryota, Metazoa, Chordata, Amphibia, Anura, Ranidae. The record is from the annotation of a GenBank genome assembly.
AUGGGCCCCCGUACCGACUCCUCAUGCUGCUGCCAGGCCCGUAAUCUGUCAUGGGCCCCUGUACCGCCCUCCUCAUGCUGCUGCCAGGCCCGUAAUCUGCCAUGGGCCCCCGUACCGACUCCUCAUGCUGCUGCCAGGCUCGUAAUCUGUCAUGGGCCCUGUACCGCCUCCUCAUGCUGCUGCCAGGUCCAGAGUGUGUCAUGGGUCCCUGUACGGCCUCCCAUUGCUGCUGUCUCCAUCGCCACACUCUGCCAUGUGCCACUUUCAGGUCUCCUCACACUGCUGGUGGGUUCCAUUUUGUCAUAGGGUGCUGGCAGAUUACGGGCCUCCCAUUGCUGCUGCCAGGCCCGUAAUCUGCCAUGGGCCCCCGUACCGACUCCUCAUGCUGCUGCCA